This is a messenger RNA of Cryphonectria parasitica EP155, 3191 nucleotides long. RefSeq names its product cell division control protein 54. Gene Ontology annotation, molecular function: single-stranded DNA helicase activity; ATP binding; single-stranded DNA binding. Lineage: Eukaryota; Fungi; Ascomycota; Sordariomycetes; Diaporthales; Cryphonectriaceae. The transcript is spliced from 3 exons. Gene Ontology annotation, biological process: DNA strand elongation involved in DNA replication; mitotic DNA replication initiation; double-strand break repair via break-induced replication. Gene Ontology annotation, cellular component: MCM complex; nucleus. The record is from RefSeq and is a predicted model, not a curated record. The coding region runs from base 121 to 3009 and encodes 962 amino acids.
UCUUCUCCUGCGAGACGAUCAACACGCAGUUCCCAAGCAAGGAGCAGCCCAGCACCGGCCCCUCAAGAUGCCUCGCAGACCCCGCGUCGAACUCGAGCCUCGCAGCUCGCCUCCAGCCCCAUGUUCUAUGAGUCGUCGUCGCCCGCCAACGGAAGCACGAACCCUGCACCGUCCUCUCCUCUGCGACAGAUGAGCAAUUCUCAGAGUACCAACAAUGGUGCUGCCCCGAGCUCGCCUCUGCGCCAGCAGACGGAGACCCAAUCCGUAAAUGAUGGCAAUCGCACACCAAGAGCGAGUGGUCUGGCUAUUGGCGAGUCCUCUCCUGUCCGCUACGAUCCCAGCUCCAGUCCCGGUGCUCACCCACAGACAGACCUGCGAAGUGAAAGCAGUGGUCUCUUUGUGGACUCUUCUCGGAGACAGCCUCGGUCUAGACGUGGUGAUAUCCACUCCGAACACUCGAAUCGAACACCUAUCCCGCCGCGUCGCAUCGUUCUAGGAUCCGAUGGAAGGGUGGUCCAGGACGCUCCCCUCUCGGAUGCUGCUACAUUCUCCAACAUCAACCCGGGAACCUCAGACGCUGAUGCGCUCGGCGGGCAGAGCCAGAGCCUGGUCUGGGGAACCACCAUCUCUAUCGAUGAUACCUUUGUGUGCUUCAAGGAUUUCCUGCGAAACUUCAAGACGCAAUACCGCCUGAUCUUCGACAAGAAGCCUGAUGAGGUUGCAAAUGCCCCCGAGGCUCAGACGAAGCCUUACUGGGAAGUCCUCGAGACGAUGUUGGCUCUUGGCACGAAGAAGCUCUACCUGGAUGUUCGGGACCUCAGUGCCUACCCGCCUACUCAAAAGAUGUGGCAUCAGCUCCAGUCAUAUCCUCAGGAACUGGUGCCCAUCAUGGAUCAGGCGGUCCACGACCUCAUGAUCGAGAUCGCAAGAAACGAAUCGACCAAGCAACGACAGAGUGGCUCUGCCCCAGCGCCUUCGCAGAGCUCUGAGCCUGCCAUCCCCAGCUCGGACAGACCUGAGGAGCCGUCAACGCCGAGACCAGCACCUCAACGCGAGAUCACUCUCGAGGACCAGGUUGCCGACACUAUCUACGUGGUGCGCCCCUUCGGCAUGGACAAGACCACGAAUCUAAGAGAACUGAACCCCUCAGAUAUGGACAAAAUGAUCCAGAUCAAGGGUCUCGUCAUAAGGACCACGCCCGUCAUUCCGGACAUGAAAGAUGCAUUCUUCAAGUGCAGCGUCUGCAGUCAUGGUGUCCUCGUCACUCUGGACCGCGGCAAGAUACGAGAGCCGACUGAGUGCCCUCGUGCCCGCUGUGGGGCCAAGAACUCGAUGCAGAUCAUUCAUAACCGCUGCACCUUUGCAGACAAACAGGUCAUCAAGUUGCAGGAGACCCCAGACGCAGUACCUCCAGGCCAGACGCCUCACUCUGUGUCGAUCUGUGUAUACGAUGACCUCGUAGAUUUCUGCAAGGCUGGUGACAGGGUACAGAUUACUGGAAUCUUCAGGGUCAGCCCAGUCCGGGUAAACCCUCGGCAGAGAACCGUCAAGAGCAUCUACAAGACGUAUGUCGAUGUUCUACAUGUGCAGAAAGUGGACCGCAAGAGGAUGGGCGCAGAUGCGUCGACUCUUGAUACCGAAGAUGACGACGAGAUCCAGGUCGACACACCUGGAAUGGACGAGACCCGCAAGGUCAGCCCAGAAGAGGAGGAGAAGAUCCGUGAGACAGGAGCUCGUGAGGAUAUCUACGAGCUACUGGCGCGGUCGCUCGCACCCUCGGUCUAUGAGAUGGACGACGUAAAGAAGGGAAUCCUUCUUCAACUGUUCGGUGGCACCAACAAGAGCUUCGAGAAGGGCGGCAGCCCCAAGUACCGUGGCGACAUCAACAUCCUGCUCUGCGGUGACCCGUCCACCUCAAAAUCUCAGAUUCUAUCCUAUAUCCACCGCAUUGCCCCUCGUGGCGUAUACACCAGUGGCAAGGGCUCCUCAGCUGUCGGUCUCACGGCAUAUGUCACUCGCGAUCCCGAGACCCGUCAGCUUGUGCUCGAGUCGGGCGCACUGGUCUUAUCCGAUGGCGGUAUCUGCUGCAUUGACGAGUUUGACAAGAUGUCUGAAUCUACUCGCUCGGUGCUUCACGAAGUUAUGGAGCAGCAGACAGUGUCGGUGGCCAAGGCGGGCAUCAUCACGACGUUGAAUGCUCGGACAAGUAUCCUGGCGUCGGCCAACCCGAUUGGCAGUCGGUACAACCCCGACCUGCCUGUGCCUCAGAAUAUUGAUCUUCCCCCUACGCUGUUGUCACGUUUCGAUCUCGUAUACCUCAUCCUGGAUCGUGUCGAGGAGAAGACCGACAGACGUCUGGCAAAGCAUCUGUUGUCUAUGUAUCUGGAGGACACUCCUCAUUCCGCCCAGACCGAUAAUGACAUUCUCCCUGUCGAGUUCCUCACCUCUUACAUCUCCUACGCUCGUGCCAACAUCCACCCCACCAUCUCGCAACCCGCCGCACGCGAACUCGUCGACGCGUACGUCGAGAUGCGCAAGCUGGGCCAGGAUGUGCGCUCUGCAGAGAAGCGCAUCACGGCCACCACCCGACAGCUCGAGUCCAUGAUCCGGCUGGCUGAGGGUCAUGCCAAGAUGCGCCUGUCCACAGAGGUCACCCGCGAGGAUGUCCAGGAGGCGGUGCGGCUGAUCAAGUCCGCGCUGAAGACAGCUGCCACCGACGCCCAGGGCCGCAUCGACAUGUCGCUCCUCACGGAGGGCACCAGCGCGGCGGAGAGGAAGCGCAGGGAGGACAUGAAGGGUGCCGUGCUCAAGCUGCUCGAUGAGCUCACGGCGGGCGGCCAGGCGGUCAAGUACGCAGAGGUCAGCAGGAAGCUUGGCGAGAACGCCGGCGUGCCGGUGGAGCCGAGUGAGUUUGCAGAGUGUAUGAGGGCGCUCGAGAUGGACGGAUCUAUCACGGUGACUGGUGAAGGCGCGAGAAAGAGCGUGCGGCGGGUGACUGCGAUUGUGUAAGCCUUUGAUGAUGUGUAGUUUUGUCUCUCAAGAUGUACAUUUGAGUUGUUGAUUGGCUUGUUCGAGACUGGGCGUUUGGGUUGUGUGAACUGCUUGUCUCUGGCAUGGCUAUUAUUACUGCGCACGAGGACGUGAAGAAUGAAAUUAAUGAGACGCUUGCAAUGCUAUAUGCGACAACUAUG